Amoebophrya sp. A120 is the source of this 1738-nucleotide messenger RNA. The record is from the annotation of a GenBank genome assembly. Lineage: Eukaryota; Dinophyceae; Syndiniales; Amoebophryaceae.
GCACUGGAAACGGGCUGGCGCAGCAGGGCAACGUCUUGCUCCAAAACGUCGCCCAGGCCAACGCGGAGAGAAAUCCAGCGGAGCAGGGGAAGAUAUGGAUUGCAAAUAAAGUAGCGUGUAUUAGUCGAAAUCGCAUGACAAAUUUCCUCAGAAUUAUGAGAAAUGGAAUUUGUUGUAUUGCAGGUUUAGCUGAAGAAGAAGAUUUGUAAUGCAUGCCUGCGAUUAGUAGUACAAGUAAGAUACAACUUCUUUUGCAAUGCAUACAAGAUGACGAGCGACGACUUUUUGAAGCAGGCGAUCAACCAGUUCGAUCACUUGAACACCGAGAAGACGGCGUUAUCGGAACUGGAGCUGUUUUUACCCUUCAUUUUGUACGAGCUUAUCAGUGCGAACGACAAACAGCGGAUUGCGGCGUUUCAGUACUUGAAAAGGCAAAUCUUGAAGAACACGGUGACCAACGAGCAGUUAACGUCCGCGUUCACCGGGAAAGUUGCCUGCUUGGUGCUGUGGCGGCAGAGACAGUUGCAGUUGGAUACAGUGCCUUAUCUGAAUCGGUGUGCGGAGCUUAUGGAGAACAUGAUGUUGGCCAUAUCAAAAGGAAAAAUCCCCCCUCCCCAUAUCACAACGAAGUUUCUCAUGCUGUAUUUGCGUACACAAAUCAGAUUUGUCUUGCUGGCGAGGACUGCAGGCCCAUAUGAAGCCUGAGUAGACAGGUUUUGGUCUAGGCGCUUAGCAUGACACACGUCUACGCUGUAGGAGCAACAGCAUGACAGACCGCCUGUAGAAUGCGCCGGAGCCUGUGGAGUUGCCUUCAUGCAGCACAGAGAUGAUUGGUGGCCACAAAUCAGCUACACAAAUUUUCGAAAACGUCACUGGUCAAUAUGGGGAGGGGGGAUUAUUUUUUCUUGCGAUAGGCCAAGAAAAAUCUCGACGAAGAUUCCGGCAAGGACGGCCCCAUCGACCUAUCGAAUGCAAAAAUGUCUGGGUCUGGAAGAUUGGUAGGUUUGUCAUGCAGGUUUUGCAUGACCCGUGAUGUCUGUGAUGUAUGCUCCAGCAUCACAAUUUUUUUGCGGGCAUCUUGCUGCCUAUCCCGCACGAGAAAUCCCCUCUCCGCGGAGCAAAAACUGGACGCCUCUUGCUGCUCAUGCAAUACAGAUUUUGUUGGAUUCCAAAAGUAGCAUCACAAGUUGCAUUCUUCCAGACCCAGACAUCUUUGCAAUCCAUACGACCUCACCGGGGACGAUGAUGAAGAGGAACUUUUUAUGCUGAGAUGAAAAAACGUCCCCACGGCAGAGUUGUCAUGCAGAUUUGCAGUCACGCGAAGAUGUGUAAUGCGCAUCCCCAUGAGAGGCCUGUCCAGUCGUGUUUCGGACUUUGUAAUGCUGUCAACAGGAUGUGUAGAUGAUUUUGCGUUGCGGCUGUACUUGCUAAACUGCACUACAAUACAGAGACGAACUUGUCAUGCUUGACACCCAAAAAUUCUUGACUUGUGUUGCGAGAUCCCCAUCCUCGCUCUGGGGUGGGGACGUUUUUGCUCCGGAUACUUUUGAACGCCCGCGGAACAUUUACAGGCAGCAAAAGCAGCCUGAAAAGGCCGAACAAAUCGAAUGCGUUUGGCGGCGCGCUCGGGGCCGUGAUGUUGAAGAAGCAGAGGGUGGGAGGAGGUCCUCUUGACCCCGAUACUAAUCGGAAGUCAAAGAGCCACACGCAUUCCAUCGCUUCGACUGCCCUGGUACAA